AAACAAAGAGAGUAAAAAAGAAAAGAAAAAUAAGACGGAAUAUGCAUCAACAGUGAAGGAAUCGAGAGAAAAAAAAAAUGUUUAUAAAAGUAAUAAAUGAGGAAAUGAAAAAAGGAUAGUGAACGAACGAAGUGAAAAGCGUGUGAAAGAAUAAAAAAAAAAAAAAAAUCAGGAAUGAAAGAAAUGGCAAAGAAUAUUGAAUAUAAAAGAAAAUAAACAUUAAGCAUGAAGAACGAGAAAGAACACACCUACAAAAAGAAAAAAGAAAAAAGAAAUCAAACAAACCUACGAAUGAAGGAACUAGAAACAAGACAAGAAACUAAAAAGAAUACAACUUAGUGACGGCCAUCUGACGCUCCUCCCAGAUCUGAAGGAAAUUGUUCACAUCCAUUGAAAGUCUGUUCGGUAUUCGUUAACUUUGAUGACUUUUCGGACAACUUAACAGUAUUAGUUCGAUUCACAAUGAACUAAAUUCUAUGGACGAUGGUGAGUCACGGAAUUCAACAGCAGGCGGAGCGAUCGUUAUGAUAUUCGACAAUAGCUAUAUAAAUCAAAAUUAGCAGAACUAUCAGAGACGAUGGCUGUAUCCAUGACGUUGGCACUGACGGCGACGGUGACACUCUUCUGCCUUGUGGCUCUACUGGCACUCUCGGCGACUCGGGUGGACUGUCUUGAGCUGAUGGAGUAUGCUGACCUUCACAAAGACAUUGACCUCAGCUCUAACCUCGUCAGGAGAAACGGCGAAGAUGACGAAACCAGACGAACGCGCGAGCUACAUCGCUUGAAUGACCUGGUGAGCAAGGACAAGUCGGACAAGACGAAGGUCAAGUCGAGGAAGAAGAGGGCGACGCUCUACUGGCCUGAAGACAGUCAGUUCGUCGCUGAAUUUUACUUCACGAUCCCCAUCUCCGCGCCGUCAGGAGUCUCCAUCCCAUUUACGAUCGACGUGCCCUACAAGUUCACCCUGCCCAACGUUACAUCCAACAUCCUAGGUCGCGGCAAGGCCAACAGCAAGAACACGGCCUAUUUCAGCGAGCGUCUUGAUGUGUACGGUGUCGUGGAGGGAAUAUUCGAGAAAUUCGGGAUGAACGGAAAGGCAUGUAUGCUCCGCGCCGUAUGUGAGCGAGCGGAGAGCCAUCUCGUGGAAGCCGGGAUGCUGGGGGAGGUGAUCACGACCAUUCUCGCAGCCUCAUCCGCAUCAUCAUCCGAUGAUAUUUACGAAUACCAAACGGCAGAAUAUUACGGCAAGACGCAUGGGGACUGUUGGAAUCUGUAUCCAGGUUGCCCGAUGUCGCUCUUCAAUUGGAUAGAAUAAGUUUCCAUCAAAACUGAGAGUUGCAUUGCCGUUGCAAAGAGAUGGGUGUAUAUUUUAUCGAUGUACCGUGAAGUUUUUUUUCACUUUCUCUUGUAUUGGUCUUUUCUUUCUUUUUUUUUCAUUUUUUUUUUCUGGAAUAACUGAGGUCAAGGAGGAUUGAGUCAUAGAAAACGGGGGACAAGGGAACUUAGGAUAGGGGACUAUGUUAUUUAUAUUUUCGGGAAAGUUUCAAUGUUGUGAUGUAAUUUAUUGCAUUGAGGGUAAUUCUUAUUUCAGCAAUUUGAUUACUAAGAUGUAUCUUGAAAACGAUUGGUCAAAGAUUUAACAAAAUUAUAAUAAUGAUGACGAUAACAGUAGUAGAAAUAUGCAGAAUAACAAGAAAAAAAUAUCAUCAACUAUUAAUGAAAUUAAUCAUCCGUCAACUCAGCACGAUAGAGUUCAAUAUAGUGACCAUUAACACACGUCUUUGAGCUUUAAGGGAACUCAACUACAUACUAGACAGACUCACUGAUUUACGCGAUGAGAAAUAGAGCGAAACAUUUCAAAACAAGAAGAAGAAAAAGGCUGAAAUACAUGAAAGAGAGAGAAAGAAAAAAAAAUCGAGUAUGAAUAGGAUCGAAUGAAUAUCAAACACAAGAGUUCAUUACGCGACGUACAAAUGAUAACGUAUCUCACGUUUUUUUGUUUAUUUUUGCACUGUAAUUAUUUAUUUUACAUCUACAUAUUCAUUUCGUCUAACCUAUCUGUCUUAUUUAUUAUGCAUACAUGUAUAUUCAUUUCUACUAAUUUUUCGUUUAAUCUAUUAUUGAUA
Penaeus chinensis is the source of this 2126-nucleotide messenger RNA. RefSeq lists its product as uncharacterized. The transcript is spliced from 6 exons. Bases 578 to 1315 code for a protein of 245 amino acids. Lineage: Eukaryota; Metazoa; Arthropoda; Malacostraca; Decapoda; Penaeidae. The record is from RefSeq and is a predicted model, not a curated record.